Messenger RNA from Anopheles stephensi (Asian malaria mosquito), 6032 nucleotides. Its product is annotated as transmembrane protein 94. The transcript has 9 exons. The coding region runs from base 493 to 4830 and encodes 1445 amino acids. Gene Ontology annotation, molecular function: nucleotide binding. NCBI's taxonomy places the organism in Eukaryota, Metazoa, Arthropoda, Insecta, Diptera, Culicidae. The record is from RefSeq and is a predicted model, not a curated record.
UGUCAGUUUGCGAAUGUAAACACCGACAACUGUCAACCAUGGAACAGGCAAACAUCGAAAUUUUGUUAUCACCGAGCUCGUGAGUUUCGGGCGGGUUAGGCAAAUUUUGGGGUGGAAGAAACAGAUAAACCCCCCCCUCCCGAGUAACGCGUGGCUGAACGUAGCAUACAUCGCUUGGAGCAGUAGUAUCAUUUCGUUUAUUUGAUCGUUGCAAAACAAAACGAGGAACAGAGCCCGCUUUAAUUCAUUAUCUGGAAGAGGUAAACCAAAACGAUGUAACUGCCCGUGGCCGAUGGCACCAAUCAACAACCAUAAACUACAAUCAUAGCGCGCAGCGAGACUCAACUAAUCGAUAUCUACGCGUUUGCCUACGCGGGCCUGUUAACUGCAUACCCCACGUUCCAACCACCCUUCCGGCAGAGCGGUUGUUCCGUUUCGCGGUCAAACUUUCCAUGGUCGUUUGGCGAUUAGGUACCAAGGCAGCGGACGCGGAUGGUCGCCGGGUCAGGAGACGGUGGCCCGUUGCGUGCGGGCGGUGUGGCACCCGCGAUGGAGAAGAAACCGGAACCGAAAGCGCCACACGAACGUAUCGGGCUCGACACGAAGGAUGCGCUGCAGUGUCUGCACGACGACAUUGAAUCGAUGCUGAGCGUGCACGAGGAACGGUUCCGGCGCCAGUUUUGGUUGGAAAAGAUCCGCUCCACGCUGGUCGGCACGUCGACCAGUCCGCUCGGAUGGUUUCCGGUGCUGGCUUCACUGCUGUGCGCCCUGUCCCUCACCGUGACCGGCUACUAUUGGUCGGCCGGUUUGCUGGCGGCACUGUUACUGCUGACCGUGGCGGUAGUCGUGCGCGAAAACAAUCUACGCAAGACGGAAAUCUAUCGGAAGCUGCGUACGGUGCUGAUCGAGAUACGGCUGGGGAUUGUGCUGUGUAAGGACUGGACGAUCGAUAACUAUCCGCACCUGUGCAGCCCCCUGUCGCCCUGCGUCACGCUCCAGUGGACGUAUCGGGAUGGGCACGUAGUUAAUCUGCCCUGGGCGUUGCUGGUACGCGGCGAUCACAUCGUAAUGCGACCGGGACAGGUAUCGCCCGGUACGUGCCAGGAGGUGGGCGGAAGGGGGCGACGAUUCAAGUGCGGCGAAACGUACGGACUGCAGCAACCGACGGAACCGCCCGUCAAACCGAUCGCUCGCACACCGCUGCCGGACUUGGUGUGCGUGGUCGAGACGACACCGUACCUGGACAUUCUGCGCAAAUCGCUCGACAGCUUUCUCGAUCGGCCGAAAACGAUUAUCAACUUGCAGCGAGAUUUGCUGGUGUCGCGGUGCCUGCAACGCUGGGGACUGGGUGUGAUACUGUUCCUCACCGUGUCGAUCGGCAUACUACGCAACGUUGGUCUGUACCUCCAGGGCAAGCUGCCCACCAACUGGAUGAAUGUGUUUCUGCUGAAUCCUACCGCCGCGAUACUGCCGCUGCUGCCGCUCAUCUUUCCCCUGCUGUGGAUAUCGAUCAAUCUGUGGGGUGUGGCACGGCUCGAAACGCUCCUCUCCAUCCCGCAGGCCGUAAUGCGUGCCCAGGCCCAGAAGUCUUUCGCCGAGGAUCUCGACACACCGACGUGCGAUCUGGAUCACGUGAAGCUACCGCGCCGUACCGUGUUUUUCUACUGGUGGCAGCUGCUUAAAGGCCGGUCGGAGCUGUUAGGGCGCAGUGCAAGCGUCGUACAGGUGCUCGGAACCAUCACGGCUCUUUGCUGUGUCGAUAAGAAAGGUAUCCUGUCGUGGCCCAAUCCUACCGCCGAGAAAGUGUUCUUUCUGCGCAAUGCGCGCGAAGGUGACCACAACACGGAUCAGUCGGAGCAAAGCAGUCUCAACUCGCAGUGCUGCCAGGAGCAUUACCAUCCACUCUCACAUAUCAUCGAGCUGAGCUCGCAAAAGGAACCGCUCGGCGCGAUUGCGGAGGUACUAGAUCUCACGCACGACCAGCACAGCCCGUUCAAGCUCGAGUUUGACGAUCACGAUUUUAAGAAUCACCUGACGUCGCUGAAACCGCUCGGUAUCGCCAUCCUGGUCAACACGUGCUGCCCACUGACGCAAGCACACUAUGCCAAGUUCUGUGGGCACGUGACGGCGGCCGCGAUGCUCGACAAGGAUCUGGUUCCGGUCACCAAUCGGUAUGCGAUUGUUGAGUCGAGUUUGAAUUGCUUUAUGCAUGGUCGGUGCCUGUGUGAGCUCGCCAAGCAGAUCGGAUUUUCGCCCCAGGCCCGUGACAUCUUCCAGCUCGAAGGGCAAAUCUCAAGCUAUCGCCAUCUGCAACCGGAUGUGGUACGGCGCGAUAUACGUUUCGCGCGGUCUCUGCAGUUAGCAACGAAGGUGAAGGUUCCGUUCCCACACUCACUGUCGGUGGUGAUGCGCGAGAUCAACAAUGGUUCGCUGCAGCUGCUUACCCAAGGUACGGCCGAUAUAGUGCUGGACUGCUGCGAUGACUACUGGGACGGGCAGGAUCUGCAACCGUUGACGGAGAAGGAACGGAAGCGGGCGCAGGACUUUUAUCAACGGUCCGCCCUGACCGCGUACUGUACGGCGUUUGCGUAUAGGCCGCUGCGGCACGGCAUCAGUGGGGCACUGUCCGGCGGUCCUAAGGGUGGGAGUGUCGCUUACCUGGAGCUGCCACCGGAGAGUAAGCAUCGGCGGGAUCUGUAUCGGCGCGAAAACUAUAGCGAUCUGGUCGGUGGUGGUCAGUCACUGAUUGGGUGUGCCGACUGUGGCACGGACAGUGUUGAUGGCGGUGUCGGUGGAUUGCGUGCGGGGGGGAGUGUGUUAGGUGGUGGUGGUGUGGCACCACUAGCCCACCACUCCAUCUCGACCGAUUCGCUACUGUUCACCGACAGUCGGGAUGAGGACAUCUCGGACGUGGACGGGUGUUACCGGAUGCAGUGCCAUCAGGUGUUUAUCGGCAUGGUGACGAUGCAGUACCAGGCGCAGACAGACAUUGUGCAGCUGAUCGAGCGGCUCGAGCGGGCCUGCAUCCGGUUCGUGCACUUCAGCAAGGAGAACGAGCUGCGGUCGCGUGUCUUCUCGGAAAAGAUGGGCCUGGAGAGUGGAUGGAACUGUCACAUCUCGCUGCUCAGCGACGCGGACAGCCGGUCGUCGACGCCGACACACGACGGAGGUGGUGAUUGUGGGGCGGACACGGGUAAUGGUGGUGCCGAGACGAUGGAGGUGUGUGGUGGGGGGGAGCGUACCCGGUUGCUCGAUUCGCUGCUUACGGCGGGGACGCUCGAAGCAUCGAAAGCGCUCAGCUCGUCGGCACCGUGCGCCAUCUCCAACCCGGACACGAACAGUCUGCUCGGUGGCGGUGUUGGUGCUGGUGGACGCACCUCACCAGCACCGAGCGGACUCACCACACCCGCCGAAUGUGAAAACGAGGGGCGGGAUGCGAAACAGCAGCAGAAGGUGGUCGGAGGCGGUGGGCACUGUCGAUCGCUGAGCUGCCUGACGGACAGCACCGAACAGAGCGCCCCGAUCAACUUCGACAUGUCGAACCGGGCCAAGCUGCCGCGGGGCAUCGAAAACAUCCGACCGCACCUGGAGCACGUGGACAAUGUGCCGCUGCUCGUGUCCCUGUUUACCGACUGUUCCGCCGAAGCGACGCGCGAGAUGCUCAACAUCAUGCAGCAGUACGGCGAGAUCGUCGUCUGCCUCGGCUCGUCCGCAUCCAACUCCAACUCGGAGAUCUUUCUGCAGGGCGACUGUUCGAUCGCGAUCGAACCACUGUACCCGCAGGUAUGCCAAGAGUUUCCCGCCUACAGCGAGUCCAACAUCUACAACAAUCGGGCCCGGCUGGGGUCGGCGAACGGGGAACCGGGCGGUACACCGCUGCCCGAUCGCUGCAAAACCAUCUCGCCCGUCUAUCUGAGCCGCAUCCUAAACUCGAUCUCCUGCUCGAUCGCAACCUGCCGGGACGAUCCGAUCUCGAUCGUGGCGGUGAUUGAGCUGUCGCGCCGCUUUAUGGCCGGCUUGUGGAGUUGCGUACAGUACUGGGCGUGCUGUGGGGCAUCGCUCGCCAUCAUGAACACCAUUACCGCAAUCCUGUCGCUACCGCCGAUGGUGAUGCCGCUGCACACGCUCUACCUGAUGUGUAUUGUGGUGCCGCUGGUCGCCUUGACGUUGCUGCGCGUCGAACCGGACCCGGCGCUAAUGAAGCGCGCCACCGGCAAGAAGCAGAAGACGCUCAGCUCCCGCCUGGUGCUGUUUGUGAUCUGGUGCUACGGGAUUAAGUUUGCCAUCGCGAUUAUCGUGCUGGUGCUCGCGUACUGCACGUUCCUGUCCCAUCCGAUCGAGCUGUUUGCUGGCGGCGGUGCCGGUCUGUCUGGCGAGGGCACCGGACGCCGGCAGGAUGAUCCCGAGGCGGUGGUACAGCGGGAUGUCGGUGCACCGGAGCAAGCACUGGCCGGUGAUUUACAUCUGGCCCGUUCCUUCAUACUGCUCGGCAUCGUGCUUCAUUUUGUCACCAUUUCGGCCUCGUUCGUCCAUCGCGAUUACAACUGCUUCAAGCGCAGCCCGCUCAGCAAUCUCUGCUGGGUGUCGGUCGUGGCACUGCUGCUGCUGGUACACCUGGGACUGGUUGUGCUGCAGCUCUGUACCGACGACUACCUCUGGCAGGAGAUGGAACGCGUUUGGCCGAUCGUGGUGUGCAUCGUGCUAACCGUAUUGGCCACCUUUCUGGCGAGCGAAUUCUUCAAAUGGGAAGAAAUCAAGGUCAACAAUCGCUAUAUCCGCCGGGCAAGGUUAGACUUCGGCACGAAGCUCGGCAUGAAUUCGCCAUUUUGAAAAAAAAAAACAACACGCUCCGAAGCUGCCCAAUCUGCUACACAGCCGCCGAGUAUUGAGAUAGAGAACUUUGAGUCAUUAGACAUCGUCUCUUCGAGCGUGGUAUGUGUGAUGUUCCUGUAGGUGCUCGAAGGUAGGAAUAUAGGUCAAUUGUGGGAGCUUCACACAAAGAACGUUCGACGUUAGGCAACCACCAAGCCCAGAUUAUUGUAGCUGUUGUGAGUAUCUCGUUUAGAACAACGCGCAUUUCGUACGAUGAACCACCAUUUUGUUCCGUUUGGAUCAGCUUGUAUAUUGAUUUGAUUUGAAGUCUUUCGAAAGAUGCCUAGCCUACGAUGCUUGGUUAGGGAGCUAUGGAAGGAAUAGGCAAGGACAAUUUUUUACAUUAAAAUAGGCUGGCACAAUUUAUACUGAGCUGCUAGCAUCACUAAUGAACGACUUCCUAGGAAUUGCAAAGGGGAAAGGUUAUGAAGUGGCGGGACUCUUUUGUUUUUCUUCUUCUUCUGAGCGUUCGCUGUCAUGAUCAUGGGAGGCAAGUUGAAGUUUACAAUUUGGGCAGGCUCGUACAAGUUACCAGUGUAGUGUGCAUGAAUGUGUUCAAACCAGGUUUGGACUAUCAUCUAGUCCGAGACGUUGCUGGAAGUGUUUGUCCUAAGCCGGUACAUGUCGUAACAUUCCAGCAAGAUUGCCAUCACUGCCCUCCCCACCUGCUACGACAAAUCCAUCCAGACUUAUGACACGACCCACACAUGAUGGAGCUCACUGCGAGGAACUUGACUGCCAUGCACGCUUGGCUGCUCACCUGCUUUUCGUACGCUCUCCAAGCGGAACGUUGAGUCCUUGCUGCGCCUUGCAGAUGGGGGAAGACUUUUUUGUGUUACAAUCGUUUAAAUAAACCCAAAAUGGCGCCCUCAGUUUAGCUACACCCUGUACUUGACGUUCCACGGUUUGUGUUGGGUUCCCAAAAUGGUGCAGUGCUAGUUGAAAUCGACCGUAAGAUGUAGGAACAAUGACGGGUUUUAGAAGAAAAAAAUAUUGCAUAUGAGCUGCGUGUCUAGCUAUGGGUGUAACAAAAAAAACACACACACACAAAAACUUCUUUGUUAUUUAUUAUUUUAUGCCCUGUUUUGCUAGAACUAGAAGAUCGCCAGAAGUCGUGUAUGUGUGUGUGUUUGUGUAUUCACGAAUAAAUUGUAAUUUUA